Messenger RNA from Rubroshorea leprosula, 1490 nucleotides. NCBI's taxonomy places the organism in Eukaryota, Viridiplantae, Streptophyta, Magnoliopsida, Malvales, Dipterocarpaceae. The record is from the annotation of a GenBank genome assembly.
GUGGUCAACAGUUCUGAGAUCCAAUGAAAACCAAUUAUCCGUUUCCUCAUACAUGACCAGGAAGAGAAAACCUACAGAAAAAUGCAGAGACAGAAAGCUUGCAAAUCCUGGAAAUGCUUUGCGUGCUGCGCCACUGCUAUUUUCUGUUCCCUUUGUUCUACGUUCUCUCCACAACCAAAUAUCCGGUUUACAGAGCCAAGUUGGCAUUCUGCUUGAGCGGCUGCAUACUGAAAGUUCUGAAUCGAAGGUGCUAGCAAAAUUCUCCAACCAAGUUCUUCAGAUUGCCAUUUCUUUAGACAAGCUCGCAGAUGGCUUAUCCGGUCUCCAUGGCAGCAGCGUUCCUCCCUUUAGCAACGAAUUAAGCAGCAUCCAUGAAGACGUAAUUGACACAGAAGAAACUGACGAUCAAGAAGGAUCAAUCCAGGGAAUGGUUUUAAGCUCAGGUGAGCUAAGGAAUUAUGCUUCAUUGAAACCAAGUAGGCUGAGUGGGAAGAAGAGUUUCCUAGGAGUGGAGUCCAUUAAUCCAUCAAUUGGAUUGGCCUGUACUAGAAUGGCCUCAAAUGUAGAUCGUUUCAUGAGCUACAAGAUCUAUGACAUUUGCCCUGAUGACUGGGACAUUGCUCAGAAGCUUAUCCUCAAUGGCUGCGAUCCAUUGCCCAGAAGAAGAUGCUUUUCAAGAACGCCACUUCGUUACACUAAACCAUUUCCUGUAAACUCUUCUCUCUGGAGAGGCUUCUUCAAGUGUGCAAGUUGCUUUGAUCUUUCAAAACGCGGAUGGGAAGUCCAGGAAAAAGAGUCAACUACAGCUGAAUUCACCAUUGAUGAAGUUCUACGAUUAAAGCCAGGUGAGAUCAGGAUCGGACUCGAUUUUAGCCCCACGACUGGAACGUUUGCUGCUCUUAUGAGGGAAAGAAAUGUGACUAUUGCUUCAGCUACCUUGAACUUGGGGGCUCCUUUCAAUGAAGUGAUUGCACUAAGAGGCCUCCUGCCUCUGUAUGUGUCAGUUGGGUCGAGAUUGCCUUUCUUUGAUAACACACUUGAUAUCAUUCAUUCUACCAUGUUCUUAGAUGGUUGGAUUGGGAUUGAACUUCUGCAAUUUGUUUUGUUCGAUUGGGAUUGGAUUCUUCGACCAAAGGGAAUUCUUUGGGUUGAUCGUUUCUUUUGUAAGAAGGAUGAUAUGAAACUGUACUUAGAAGAAUUCUCCAGGCUUGGCUACAGGAAGCUGCUAUGGAGGGUUGUACCCAAGACUGAUAAGCUUGAGGAUGAGCUUUUCUUCUCUGCUGUAUUAGAAAAACCUGUUAGAGGUUAAAUUCUCCUGGGUUCUUGAAACUGAGGCCUGAUAGCUGCUUGUAAAAUGAGUUCACAGAGAUGAAUUUUAACAAUUCAGUUAGAAACAUCAACGCAAUUCCUGACAUAUCUAGUUGUUCACUGCUCAGAUUUGAAUCUAGUUAUGGAAGGUAACAGAAAUAUCAACGCAACAGUCUACAUUG